AUGCGUUUCCUUACUCCACUCCUUUUCCUGUGCAGCAGCACUUCUGUACUCGCACAACAAUAUGCAGGCGAUGUGAUCAGCGCAUAUUUGCCAACUAUUAACAACGCAGAGGUCGCGUUCUUCAAGAUUGAUGAUCCCAGUGGCAAGAACGAUGCACUCACUUUGAUCAACUAUUACUCUCAUGGUACUGAUGGAAAUCGUAUUGUUGAAAGCAAGAUUCAGAGAGCCGUGAUCGUCAUUCACGGUCUCUUGAGAGACCCUUGGAACUAUGAGAACGACAUGCUCAAUGCUCUUGCGAUGGUCCAAGACACCAACAUCAAUCGUGACUCUGUGGCUGUCAUGGCGCCAUACUUCCCCAGUGGCGCCGACAAGGGAUUCGCCUACCCGUGGACUGAUGGCCAGAAGGCAGGCCGUGGAUCUACAACGAAUGCACUUGUCUGGUCUGGUUCUCAAUGGUCUGCUGGUGCCAACAACCAAUAUCCUCACAACAGCAGAAACACAUCGAGUUACUACGUUCUCGAUGAGCUGAUCCACUACUUUGACAACAAGACGCUCUUCCCCAAUAUGAAGCAGAUCGUCCUUGCUGGACACUCAAUGGGCGGUCAGAUGUUGCAGCGCUAUGCCGCAAUCGGUGAUCAGCUCGAGACUGAGUCGCCCGUUGUCUUGUGGAUUGCCAACGGAGAUUCUUGGGCAUGGCUCAGCGAAUACCGCCCUCUGAACGUGCCCAACUGCUCGAUCUACAACGACUACCGUGAAGGCUUCGCCAAUUUUGUUGAAUACGGUAUGACUUAUGGUGCCAACUUGGUCGCUCAGGGUCUCGAUGCUAUCAGAGCAAACUUCAACAGCAAGCAGAUCGCUUGGGCUCGUGCUCUGCAAGACUUUGGUAACCAUGCUUCGAGCUGCGCACCCGAAACCACUGGCCAAGACAGAAACGAGCGUUUCUUCUACUUUAUCAAAUGGUUCCAGCCUAGCUGCCCUGAUCCAUCCGGCACCAACUGCGAUACCGUCGACCUUGUUGAUGCUCCUCACGACAACGGCCAGAUGUUCCACUCUGCAGCAGGUCUUGCUCGUCUCUUUGAGGACAAUUUCUACGGCAACAAGAGCCGUGCCUACGACUUUGGUUACCCUCGCAAGCAACAGGGCGACGACCCCUUCCCUGACCCUAGCCAGGCCGGCACUUCCGGCGUAACCAACUACAACACCUAUGCCGGCGGUUUGACCUACCAAGGCUGCUGGACCAACCAAGCCCCAACGACACCAGAGGCACUGUCAACUCUUCUGUACGAUAACUCCAACAACACAAUUGAAGGGUGCACCUCUAGCUGUGUAAACUUGGGUUACAAGGUCGCUGGCAUGUCCGAUGCAACCAAGUGUUGGUGCGGCAACGAGAUGAGCUCUGCAUCUGCCACUCUCACUGUUGAUAUGCAGUGCAAGUCUCCAUGCCCUGGAAACACUGCCGAGAUAUGUGGUGGCAUCAACCGCCUUUCUAUCUUCUCUGCUGGCUAUCCUACUUUCUAUUAA
Aureobasidium melanogenum CBS 110374 is the source of this 1521-nucleotide messenger RNA. Its product is annotated as WSC-domain-containing protein. Bases 1 to 1521 code for a protein of 506 amino acids. NCBI's taxonomy places the organism in Eukaryota, Fungi, Ascomycota, Dothideomycetes, Dothideales, Saccotheciaceae. The transcript is spliced from 2 exons. The record is from RefSeq and is a predicted model, not a curated record.